CUUGUGCGACUCAAGAGUUAUCAGAAAAACGGGGGAAGUACGUUGGGGCCGGGGGUAAAUCAAGAGAGGAGAGAAGGGUGGACAAGCGCCAAGCCGACGCCCGCCGCUUCAAGCAGCAAGUAAUCCAUGGAGUGACGAGAGUGGAGACAAAAUUGGUCUUGCUCACUCAGCCGGUUGCUGACAACUUUUAGAAGCCAUCGACCGACCGACAGACCGACCGUGACGGCAUUAAAUCCAGUAACGGAGACUCGGAGAGAGAGAGGGUGAUGGUGGAAAUGGGGAAGAGGGUGCUGGACUCAGGAUGGCUGGCGGCGAGAUCGACGGAAGUGGCGGCCACCGGCGUCCAGCUGACCACCACCCACCCCCCGUCCGGCCCCUCCGCCCCAUGGAUGGAGGCCGCAGUUCCCGGCACUGUUUUAGGGACCUUAACUAAAAACAAGCUGGUGCCAGAUCCUUUCUAUGGGCUAAACAACGAAGCAAUCUUAGAUAUUGCUGAUUCUGGGAGGGAGUAUUACACAUUUUGGUUUUUCACAACUUUUGAGUGUGCAAUGAAAGGAAAUCAGCAUGUAAAUCUCAACUUCCGUGCAAUUAACUAUUCAGCAGAGGUGUACUUAAAUGGUCACAAAGAGAUCCUUCCUAAAGGGAUGUUUCGGAGACACUCCCUUGAUGUCACUGAUAUUCUUCUCCCUGAUGGAAAAAAUCUGCUUGCUGUCCUUGUUUAUCCUCCUGAUCAUCCUGGUAGCAUUCCUCCUGAGGGAGGCCAAGGUGGUGAUCAUGAGAUAGGAAAAGAUGUUGCUACUCAAUAUGUUGAAGGCUGGGAUUGGAUGACGCCAAUAAGGGACAGGAACACUGGGAUCUGGGAUGAAGUGUCAAUUUCCAUUACUGGGCCUGUGAAGAUAUCUGAUCCUCACCUGGUUUCAUCAUUCUUCGAUGGCUUUAAGAGGGCAUAUCUGCAUACUACUCUUGAACUGGAAAAUAAGAGUUCAUGGCUUGCUCAGUGCUCUUUGACUCUCCAAGUGACAACUGAACUAGAGGGAAACAUCUCCUUGGUUGAGCAUCUUCAGACUCAUGAGUUGUCAAUUCCUCCCAAAACACUUCUUCAGUACACACUUCCUCCACUUUUCUUUUACAAACCCAAUUUGUGGUGGCCGAAUGGCAUGGGCAAGCAAUCCCUAUACAAUGUCGGGAUUACAGUUGAUGUAAAGGGAUUUGGGGAGUCCGAUUCAUGGAGCCAUCAAUUUGGAUUCCGCAAGAUUGAAAGCAUAAUAGAUAGCGUUACUGGUGGAAGAUUGUUCAAGGUGAAUGGUCAAUGUGUUUUCAUUCGUGGGGGCAAUUGGAUACUGUCAGAUGGGCUACUGCGACUUUCAAAGAAACGAUACAUGGCAGAUAUCAAAUUUCAUGCAGAUAUGAAUUUCAACAUGCUUCGCUGCUGGGGUGGUGGAUUGGCUGAAAGACCAGAUUUCUAUCACUACUGUGAUAUCUAUGGUUUGUUGGUGUGGCAAGAGUUCUGGAUAACUGGAGAUGUUGACGGACGAGGUGUACCAGUGUCAAAUCCCAAUGGGCCACUGGACCAUGACCUUUUCAUGCUAUGUGCGAGGGACACUGUCAAGCUCCUCAGAAAUCAUGCCAGCCUUGCACUUUGGGUAGGUGGCAAUGAGCAAGUUCCACCAAAAGACAUUAAUGCAGCUCUUAAGAAUGAUUUGAAGCUCCAUCCCUUUUUCAUGUCUGUUGUUGGGAAUACUGCACUAGGAGAGGAUUUGCCUCAAGCUUCAGAUGACCCAAGUCAGUAUCUUGAUGGAACUCGUGCUUAUGUUCAAGGAUCAAUGUGGGAUGGUUUUGCAGAUGGAAAAGGAGACUUUACAGAUGGGCCUUACGAAAUCCAAAAUCCAGAAGAUUUCUUUAAAGAUGAUUUCUAUAUGUAUGGGUUCAACCCAGAGGUUGGCUCAGUGGGGAUGCCAGUUGCCGCUACAAUUAGAGCAACAAUGCCUGCAGAAGGAUGGCAGAUCCCAUUGUUCAAGAAACGAUCUGAUGGAUAUAUCGAAGAAAUUCCGAACCCUAUAUGGGAGUAUCAUAAAUACAUUCCGUACUCAAAGCCAGGGAAGGUCCACGAUCAGAUCGAACUGUAUGGACACCCAAAGGACCUGGAUGAUUUUUGUGAGAAGGCACAGCUUGUCAACUACAUCCAAUAUAGGGCUCUAAUAGAGGGUUGGACUUCUCAAAUGUGGACCAAAUUCACAGGUUUUCUAAUCUGGAAGACACAGAAUCCUUGGACAGGCCUCCGAGGUCAGUUUUAUGAUCAUCUUCAUGACCAAACUGCGGGUUUCUACGGUUGUCGCUGUGCUGCUGAACCAGUUCAUGUCCAGCUCAAUCUUGCCACUUACUUUAUAGAGGUAGUAAAUACUACAUCUGAUGAGAUUUCAAAUAUAGCAGUAGAAAUUUCGGUAUGGGAUCUGGAGGGCACUUGUCCAUACUACAAGGUUACUGAGAAAAUCCUGGUACCAGCCAAGAGAACACUUCCAAUUAUCGAAAUGAAGUAUCCGAAAUCAAAAAAUGCAAAACCAGUUUAUUUUCUUCUCCUUAAGCUUUUCAGAUUAUCAGAUACUGCCAUACUGUCUAGGAACUUUUAUUGGUUGCACUUGCCUGGCAAUGAUUACAAGUUGUUGGAACCAUACCGGACCAAGAAAGUGCCACUGAAGAUAAAAUCUCAAGUUCUCAUCAUGGGUUCGAACUACAAGGUGCAGAUGCAUGUGCAAAACAUGUCUAAGAACUCGAACUGCAGAAGCAUCCCUGGCAUGAGGGUUGAGGAUAGAAAGGAUGAUAAUGAUUUUGACAUAAAUUCAGUUGCAUUGGCUGAGCAAGUUAUUCCAGAAAAAGAGGAAGUCGAUGGUGGUCUAUUGAGCAAGAUUUGCAAAAGCCUCUGUCGCUCAAGAUCAGCCAAUCAUCCCAAUGUGGUCAAGAUAAAUGGGACUGAUUCAGGAGUUGCUUUUUUCCUUCAUUUUUCUGUUCAUGCUGCGAAGAAAGUUCAGAGAGAUUGGGAAGACACAAGAAUCCUCCCUGUCCGUUAUUCCGACAACUAUUUCUCACUUGUUCCUGGUGAAGCAAUGACUAUUGACAUCUCAUUUGAGGUGCCUCAGGGCAUCAGUCCUUCCAUUACUCUUAGUGGCUGGAACUACCAUAAAAACCAUAAGGUAUUUUGAUGCAUUAUUCCGUCUGUAAUGCAUGAAGCCCUUUGCAACUAGUUUGUUCCAGGAGAACUUUCUCAGCAAGAAAAUUUGAUUGUUGAGCCCUGAUACAGAGAAAACCUUGAAGAUUUGAGGGUACCAUAUACAUACUAUGGCCUAAGUUUUUCAUUAUUGUACUUGAUUAUCUAUCAGCAUCAAUAAAGUUUGACUCUCCAAAAGAGAGAAAAAAAAGAGAACAGUUUAUGUACAAGAAUAUUUUUCUUUCUAGUGUCAUAAAGUAAUUGCCUUGGCUUGAUCA
Messenger RNA from Phoenix dactylifera (date palm), 3480 nucleotides. Its product is annotated as glycoside hydrolase family 2 protein. The record is from RefSeq and is a predicted model, not a curated record. Lineage: Eukaryota; Viridiplantae; Streptophyta; Magnoliopsida; Arecales; Arecaceae. Gene Ontology annotation, biological process: carbohydrate metabolic process. Gene Ontology annotation, molecular function: hydrolase activity, hydrolyzing O-glycosyl compounds.